ACAAAAAACAGAAUAAUGUUUUUACAUAUUAAAUGGGUUAGAAAAUAAAUUAAUUUAAAUCAAAUAAAAAUUAACAGUUAAUAUUUUAUAAUAAAAAUAAUGCAAAUAAAAAAUUUAUCCCUGUAAUGGGAGAAGAAAAAGUAAAAAAUGACGAUAGUAAAAUCGAAAUACGUAAAAGUUUAAGAUUAUUAAAUGGAAAAUCAACAUCAAAACGUUUAUGCUGUCAAAAAAUAAAUAAUAAAUUACAUAAUAAUAUUUAUAAAUUAUUUAAUCCAAGUCUUGAAUCACUUCCGAUUGAGAUAUUACUUGAAAUACUUUCAUAUUUGAGUUGUCAAGAUUUUUAUUCUCUACGUCAAGUAUCUGAAUAUUUUUAUCGUCUCGAGCCACUAGUUUGGAAAGUUUAUCAAGUUGAAGGAAGUGAACGCGAAACAAGUGAAGUGGUUAAUCAACUAAAAAGAUUGCCAUUACUUAAGCAAAUAAAUAUUGAUGCAAGAUCAGAUUGUGACGAUAUACUUUAUCAAUUAUCACGUACAAAUAAAAAUCUUGAAAUAUUAAAUAUCAAAAAUUGUACUGGCUCAACAUCACAGCUCUAUUUGAGAUCAUGUAAUUUAACAAGAAUAUUACAACAAUGUUGUCAUUUACAUACAAUAAACAUUAUUGGCAGUCGUUUUCGUGGUAAAAAAUUUUUUAAUUUACUCGGUAAAAUGGGUGUUAAAUUACGUGCAAUUAUUAGCCAAGCAACGUGUACACAAUUUCGUGCAUUUAUUGAUGCUAAAAAAUUAAAUGACAAUGACAGAGCAAGUAUGACUGCAAUGUGUAAAAAUGAUAAUAAAAAAACAUGGUCAAUAUUUAAAUAUUUUAUGGAUGAAAAUAUGCAAUCAUAUAAAUUACAGCUACAAGAAAGUAAUUACUUUUUUAAUUAUUUUCAAAAUAAUACAAGAAAGGUAAAGCAACAAAAUAAAUGUCGAGCUUUAGUUAGCUAUUUUUUAAAUGAUUUUAUUUAUAUCAAUGUUGAAGCUAAUGAAAAUAAUAAUAAAUGUGAUUUUAUUGUCCCUGAAUUACCACCACCAUCAUCAACAUCAACAAGUCCAUGACCUUUAAUUUUUACAUGGCUGAUUAACAAAUCGAUUAGACACUUUUUCAACAAUUUUAUAUGUAAAAGAAAAAAAAAAUAUAAAAAGUACAGUACACAUAACUGUUAACGAAAAAUUGAUUUGGCAUAGUUAGGUACCAGUAUCUCCAUGGUCAUCAGUAUGUUGUUUUCCAACUAAUGAAUUUUAGCAUGAAAAAAAUACUUUUUUUAUACUGCAAAUUAUAUAUACUUUAAACACGCAAAUAUAUUUGUAAAAAAAAACGACAACAACCACAUGCAACACACACAACUUGAUGCAUUUUAUUAAAUAUUUUUUUUUCAAAUUAUAAUCCCACACCUAGUGUCAAAUAAAUGUCAGUAUGAAAACUCCUACAUGUGUCAAAUAAAUUAUUGCAAUAAGACAUUAAAUUUGAUAAUGUAAUUGCACGCAAACAAUGCUAAUUUAUUUAUAAUUUUUAAAUGAAUGAUUUCCUUAAACAUGCUCAUUGUCGCUUCAUUGAUUUCAAGUGGUACCAUCAACAACUUCAACACACAAACACACAGACAAUGUGUUGAAAUGUUGUGACAUGUACAACUAGGAGUGCAAUUGUAAUUGGAGCAUGUUUUAUAUGUAUAUGCAUUUAUUCAAAGUUAUCUAGAGACAUGCGACAUGAUGAAUUGAUAAAUUACCUCGAAUGCUAUUUUUUUUUUUUUUGAGUUCAAGUAAUUGUGUGUUUAUCCUUGCGCGACAUCAUGUGCAUUCAAGGCAAUGUUUAUUUAUAUGUACUAUUUAAAUUAUAAAUUAUUUUGGUAUUUAUUUUUGUGUAUUGGGUUAGUGUCAUGUUGACUAAGUAGUAAGUACAUGAUAUACCUUGUAAUAAAUUCAAUUGAGUUUCAGCGGAAGGAAGCCUUGAUGGCUCAUGAAGCAUGGCUAUGUAAUGCAUAGGCGGAUUAUUUGCCAAUUUUUAUCAAUCUUUUAUGUUCAAGUAUAUAUAGAUAUUGUUAGUUUGGUCAUGGUGAAAUAGUGAUUGACGAUAAAGAAAAGUGUUUUAGAUUAUCUAUGCAAAUUUACUUAAAGUUUUGUGGGAGGAGUCGACAUCAAGAACAAGCAUUAUAUAUCAAAGUACAUUUGAAUUUUAGACUUUAUUAACUAAAUUGCUUUUAUCAACAGGUUUUCUAUUAUUUUAUUUAUCAUAUCAGAUAAAUUUUUAAAAAGUUUAAAACAAUUUAAAUAAUAACAAAUUGGUUUAUUUAUUUUUUGAAAUAUAAAUAUAUAGAAAAAAAAAUUCAAGUAAAUUAAAUUAUAUUUUAUUUUUGUUUUUUCAAUUGAAAUAAAUUUUAGCAAGUAGAUUUUUUUUUAUUUAUUUAUAAGUUUAUGGCAGUGUUGUAAAUUUUAAUUUCGCGAAAAUUUAAAAUAGCUAAGAAUUUUUAAGUCAAAUGAAACGAAAAAA
Molecule: messenger RNA, 2523 nt
Organism: Aphidius gifuensis
Lineage: Eukaryota; Metazoa; Arthropoda; Insecta; Hymenoptera; Braconidae
Exons: 2
Coding region: 126-1094 (322 amino acids)
Molecular function (GO): protein binding
Source: RefSeq, a predicted model, not a curated record